Molecule: messenger RNA, 1005 nt
Organism: Drosophila persimilis
Lineage: Eukaryota; Metazoa; Arthropoda; Insecta; Diptera; Drosophilidae
Product: extensin
Exons: 3
Coding region: 1-1005 (334 amino acids)
Source: RefSeq, a predicted model, not a curated record
AUGGAGAUUCGAGAUCGAGUUGGAGUCGGAGUCGGAGUUGGAGUUGGAGUUGAGGAAGCUGCGACUGCGAUCGGAAAACCCAUGCUGAUCCUGUUGGCCCUGGCAGGCCUUGCUGCUGUCUGUGUCCGGGCGGAUGUGUCCCAUCUGUUUGGGGGCGGUGGCCACGGGCACCAUCACGAGCACGAUCAUCACGAUCAUCACGAUCAUCAUGACCAUCAUGAUCAUCACGAUUAUCACUACGAUGCCCAUGCCCACUCCUCGCACGCCAGUCACCAAGAUGGCCACCACGAUCUGCACAUAGAUCUGCACUACCAGCCAGAGCCCCACCACCAUCACCAUCAUGUGGAGCAGGAGCCCAAGUUCAACAUUCCCAGCGGCUACAGCUAUGGAGGACCACCGCCGGCUCCGAAGAGCAGCUACCUGCCGCCAGCGGAGAAGCCUCGCCAGAAGUAUCUGCCACCUAAGGCGUCGCUGCCGCCACCACCACCGCCGCCAGCCCCCAAGACCAGCUACUUGCCCCCUUCCAAGCCGGAAGUGAAGUAUCUGCCCCCUGCACCUGCACCCGCGCCUUAUCUGCCCCCUAAGGUCGCCCCCAGCCUGCCGCCACCACCUCCGCCACCAGCCGUUGCACCGAAGCCCAGCUACUUGCCUCCUGCCAAGCCGGAGAAGAGCUAUCUGCCACCAGCACCGGCCAACAAGUACCUGCCCGCAGAGGAGCCCGUGGCCAGAUAUCUGCCUCCCAAGGUGGCUCCCAGUCUGCCGCCGCCACCACCGCCCCCGGCAGUGGCGCCCAAGACCAGCUACCUGCCACCCGCGCCCCGGCCAGAGUCGAGCUACCUGCCGCCCAAUGCGGAGCAUCACCACCACCAGCACCAGCAUCAGCCAGAGAUCGACUUCCACAUCCCGAUACCAUCGUACGCCCUGCCCCUGCAGUCGGAGAACCACGUCCACGUCCCCGAGCAGGGCUACCAGUACAAGCCGCCACUGCGUCGCUUCAGGCAAUAG